UGUAAACCGCAGCUGGACACUUGGCUGUUGGCUCCUCAGCCCCCCUCUCUUUCUUGCAAUUCCUCGAAGAAAUCUCAAGAUCAGCAAAUAUUUCAAUGGCUUCCUCUAAAGAAACCGAUAAUAAUCCAGACACUCCAUCCUCGUAAGCCAAAGAAGAUAUAUAAAGACCCAGAUGAUGGGAGGCAACGAUUUUUGUUGGAAUUGGAGUUUGUUCAAUGUCUUGCUAACCCCACUUACAUCCAUUAUUUGGCUCAGAAUCGUUAUUUUGAAGAUGAAGCAUUUAUUGGCUAUUUAAAGUACCUACAGUACUGGCAACGUCCAGAGUACGUGAAAUUUAUAAUGUAUCCUCAUUGCUUAUAUUUUCUUGAACUUCUCCAAAAUGCAAACUUCCGCAAUGCAAUGGCACAUCCUGGCAACAAGGAGUUGGCACAUAGACAGCAAUUCUUUUUCUGGAAGAACUAUAGAAACAACCGGUUGAAGCAUAUUUUACCCAGACCUCUCCCUGAACCUGUCACUGCACCCCCUGCUCCAGCUCAACCUCCUGUUCAACCUGCACCACCUGUGUCUGCUGCAACUCUUGGCAUGCCGGCUGCUCCUGUUGCAGUCCCCUCUCCCAUGCCUUAUGGCAUGCCUCCUGGUUCUGCUUUUGGAAAAAGCGAUAUCAGGAGCAGUGGAAGUGAUAGAAGAAAGAGGAAGAAAGAAGUUUAACUUGAACCACUCUACUAUCUAUGUUAAAAGUAGCGGGACCAGAAUGUCUGGUAAGGUAGCUAUACAAACUCGUCGACUGGGUCCAUAGUGCUGAAAAGGUGUCAAAGAUAGAUUUGAUGGCCUUUUUCUUUUCCAUUUUGCAUCUUCUUGUUCACUGACCAGGUAUUUCAUGAAUUAUUGCUGUACCAUACUGGUAAAAAGAAUGAUAGAGCAAUCAUCAUUUUAUCGUUUGAGGACCUGCUGAAAUACUUGUUGAUUUUAUGAAGGUGGUGAAGCCUAAUUGAACUACUCAGCUUCAGGAUUCUUAGAUGGUUCAGGAUAAAAAGAAAAAUAGCUUCGUUUCUGUUUCUGGUUCCACCCCACAGUGAGCCUCAGAGUUAGUCCCUGUAUCGAAAUCUGACAACUAUGUCUGAAGCAUCUCAGUCCCUACUGUCAAUCAGGGAGGAAAAUCAUCGAAAGAAAUUUAGCUUGUAAUAUCAUUCAUCAAGUGAAAAGGGUCGUAGUAGGCGUGUGUUAGAUGAUUUAGCUGGUGACUUGGAAAGAUUUAUAUUUUAUUUGCACAGAUCAAGUUUUGCCAGCACUAAAAAUGGCAAAAAUUCCAAGAGGAGGGCUGGCCCUCCAUUACGCAUGAUUCCAAAUGCAAUGAUUCGUUUUAAGGAAAA
Populus nigra (black poplar) is the source of this 1370-nucleotide messenger RNA. RefSeq names its product mediator of RNA polymerase II transcription subunit 31-like. Gene Ontology annotation, cellular component: core mediator complex; mediator complex. Lineage: Eukaryota; Viridiplantae; Streptophyta; Magnoliopsida; Malpighiales; Salicaceae. The transcript has 7 exons. The record is from RefSeq and is a predicted model, not a curated record. Gene Ontology annotation, biological process: regulation of transcription by RNA polymerase II. The annotation marks the transcript as partial. Gene Ontology annotation, molecular function: transcription coregulator activity.